GGCGUCGCCUUGGGGGCGAUAGGGCGACCGCGGCCCGGCUGGGCAGGCCGGCGGACUGGCGAGAGAACCGGCAGAGCGGGAGGACCAGCAAAAGAAGGCGACCCAGCACGUUGGCGAGGGACGACUCGCACUAACCCACCGAGGCGGACCCCGACAUCCUCAGGUCCUUCCCUUGGACACCUGUGCCUUUGCCCAGCCUGGCCAUGGCGCUGUGCCUGAAGCAGGUGUUCGCCAAGGACAAGACGUUCCGGCCGCGGAAGCGCUUUGAGCCGGGCACGCAGCGCUUUGAGCUGUAUAAAAAGGCACAGGCAUCGCUCAAGUCCGGCCUGGACCUGCGCAGUGUGGUGAGGCUGCCGCCGGGCGAGAAUAUCGACGACUGGAUUGCCGUGCACGUGGUGGACUUCUUCAACCGUAUCAACCUCAUCUACGGCACCAUGGCUGAGCGCUGCAGCGAGACCAGCUGCCCAGUGAUGGCCGGUGGGCCCCGUUACGAGUACCGCUGGCAGGACGAGCGCCAGUACCGGCGGCCGGCCAAGCUCUCGGCACCACGUUACAUGGCCUUGCUCAUGGACUGGAUCGAGGGCCUCAUCAACGAUGAGGAUGUCUUUCCCACUCGUGUUGGAGUUCCCUUUCCCAAGAACUUCCAGCAGGUCUGCACCAAGAUCCUGACCCGCCUCUUCCGCGUCUUUGUUCACGUCUACAUCCACCACUUCGACAGCAUCCUCAAUAUGGGGGCUGAGGCACAUGUCAACACCUGCUACAAGCACUUCUACUACUUCAUCCGCGAGUUCAGCCUGGUGGACCAGCGGGAGCUGGAGCCACUGAAGGAGAUGACAGAGCGGAUCUGUCACUGAGCAUAGGCCUGGACAUUGUUGCUCAUCAGAUGAUCAUCUGAACAUGGAGUGGCUAGG
This is a messenger RNA of Pteronotus mesoamericanus, 911 nucleotides long. It is a transcript of the gene MOB3C, whose product is annotated as MOB kinase activator 3C. The record is from RefSeq and is a predicted model, not a curated record. The transcript is spliced from 4 exons. Gene Ontology annotation, cellular component: cytoplasm. NCBI's taxonomy places the organism in Eukaryota, Metazoa, Chordata, Mammalia, Chiroptera, Mormoopidae. The coding region runs from base 204 to 854 and encodes 216 amino acids.